AUGCGCGCCGCCACUCUCUUCUUCCCAUUGGCCUUCGCCUUCGCUGCCAACGCAAUCAACCUCUCCAUUGGCCCCGACACUGUCUGCGGCGACAACUCGGUCGACUGCAGCAAUGGCUUCUGCUGCUCAUCCGGCAACAAAUGCGACACCUCGGGCACCGUCACCAAGUGCGGCAAUGACGGCACGCUCGCCCUCCCCUACGGCAUCAACAACCUCGCCUCUGCAGUCGAAAGCCAAGCCAAAUCCGCCAUCAACGACUUCCCUCUUUCAUCCCUCGUGGGUGACCUUGGUUCGCUGGGCACCGCAGUUCCAACAUCCUUCGCAGCAGCCCUUUCUUCCAUACUCUCGGACAAGAGUUUCCCAACCGAUGCAGCUGGAGUGUCGAGCCUGAUUAAUCUGGCUCCAUCUGCGGCCCGUCCAGCGGUGUCGAGCGCCCUUGCGGAUGUGAACAGUAUCCUUGGGGUUGAGACAUCUGGCUCGGGAAGUGGCCAAGCUCAGAACACGGGUGCUGAAGGUGCUGCUUCGAUGGUUGGAGCCAGCACGUUCGGUAACACGGCGGCGCUGGUAGGGAUGAUUUGGGGAGCUGCGGCCAUCGGAGGCGCGAUGUUGGUGUUGUAA
This is a messenger RNA of Didymosphaeria variabile, 618 nucleotides long. RefSeq lists its product as uncharacterized. NCBI's taxonomy places the organism in Eukaryota, Fungi, Ascomycota, Dothideomycetes, Pleosporales, Didymosphaeriaceae. The transcript has a single exon. The coding region runs from base 1 to 618 and encodes 205 amino acids. The record is from RefSeq and is a predicted model, not a curated record.